Cetraspora pellucida is the source of this 2698-nucleotide messenger RNA. The record is from the annotation of a GenBank genome assembly. NCBI's taxonomy places the organism in Eukaryota, Fungi, Glomeromycota, Glomeromycetes, Diversisporales, Gigasporaceae.
GAUAAACGACUUAAUGAUUAUCCUGUCUAUCUUAUCCACAAUAAUAAUGGACGAAAUUGGUCUUGACAACUCAACACGGACCACUCCAAUAACCACCGGCACCUCAACUCCCAAUAAUCAUGUUAGCGCAUCAAAUGUUAGUGUAGAAAGAAACUUUAAUCUCUCAACCGAAUCUCAAGGGACUUCUCCAAUUUUUGCUAAUGCUGAAGAAUUCGAACAACUAACUCUCUCGGCUGAUAUUGCUGAAGAAUUCGAGCAACCAACUCUCUCGGCUAUUAAGGCUGAGGAAUUCGAGCAACUAACUCUCUCGGCAACAGAAGCAUUGAAAACGAAGUUGAAUGCUUUAGAUGAUUUUACUUUUAAACGUAAAAAUUCUGUACAAGCUGCAAGUAGUCGAAUUUUCUCCCGGCCUGAAUCUCCAAUGAAAAAAAAAAAUAAUUCUGAGGCUGGUUAUUCUUCUUCAAAUUUAAGAAAACAUAAUUAUGAUGAAUUUGAUAGUGAUUUUGCGGAUUGGUCAAUAGAGGGUACAGGAAGAAGAGUCGCUUAUGAAGAUUUUACUACAAUAGAGCGUGCUCGCCAGAGAACAUUACGACAACAAAAUGGUCUAGUAGGCCAAUUGAGACUUAUUUUUGACGCUAUGGAAGGUUGGAUCGUUGUAUUAGCUGUUGGUGUGAUAUCAGGAAUUCUUGCUGCCGUUAUUGACGUAACGUCGGAAUGGCUUAGUGAUUUAAAAGAGGGGUAUUGUAAAACCGCAUUUUAUCUAAAUAGAAAAAAUUGUUGUUGGGGUUACAAUGAUGAUCAUGCUUCAUGUGUAGAAUGGGUUAGAUGGACCACGGCGCUUCAGGCAAAAUCUGCGACUGCUGAAUUUUGGACUAAUUAUUUAUUUUAUAUAAUAUUUUCCACAACUUUUGCUACAAUAGCGGCCUUCCUUGUAAAAUGCUAUUCUCCUUAUUCUCCUGGUAGCGGUAUACCUGAAAUCAAGACUAUUCUUGGUGGUUUUGUUAUCAGGAAAUUUUUAGGUUGGUGGACUCUAAUUAUCAAGAGUAUAGGCGUGUGCCUUAUUGCCGCCUCAAGCUUAUGUUUAGGUAAAGAGGGUCCGUUAAUUCAUUUAGCCUGUUGUUGUGGAAACAUCAUUCCUCAAAUAUUUCCAAAAUUCAGAUACAAUGAAGCUAAAAAACGUGAAGUAUUAUCUGCUGCCGCAGCUGCUGGUGUUUCAGUAGCUUUUGGUGCUCCGAUUGGUGGUGUUCUAUUCAGUCUAGAGGAAGUAUCGUAUUAUUUCCCAUUCAGAACUAUGUGGAGAAGUUUCUUUUGUGCCAUGGUUGCAGCAGUAGCUCUGGCAUCUAUGAAUCCAUAUAGAACAGGCAAACUCGUACUUUUCCAGGUUGUUUACGACCGAGAUUGGCAUGGAUUUGAUUUAAUCUUUUUUUCAUUAUUGGGUAUAAUGGGUGGCCUUUAUGGUGCUUUGUUCAUUCGCAUGAAUCUGAAAGUUGCAGUUUUCCGUAAAGACUCGUGGCUACGUUAUUUUAGUGUACAAGAAGUAAUAGUCAUGGCCUUUUUUACUUCUAUCGUGAGUUAUUUAAACAUUUAUAUGAGAGUCAAUCCAUCUGAACUAGUUGCGAAUCUCUUCCGUGAAUGUGAAGGAGGAGACUAUCAUAGUUUAUGCAAUUAUACCGAUCACUGGGAACCGACUUUGUUGCUUUUAAUUGCAUCCUUUUUAAAAUUCUUUCUUACAACGGUAACGUUUGGUUUGAAAGUUCCGGCCGGUGUAUGGUUGCCAUCUAUAGCAAUAGGUGCCUGCUUUGGCAGAGCUGUUGGAUUGAUGGUUCAUGCUUGGCACAGACAUUAUCCUGGAUUUUGGCUUUUUGCAUCAUGCGAACCUGAUACCGAGUGCAUUACACCGGGAAUGUAUGCUAUGGUCGGUGCAGCUGCUACCUUUGGGGGAGUUACACGCAUGACAGUAUCGCUUGUUGUUAUUAUGUUUGAACUGACUGGUGCACUGACCUAUGUUUUACCUAUUAUGAUCGCUGUAAUGAUAAGUAAAUGGGUUGGCGAUGCAUUUGUUAAGGAAGGUAUUUAUGAUGGAUGGAUACGUAUCAAUGAAUAUCCGUUCCUGGAUAGCAAAGAAGAUUAUGUAUAUAAUACAUUAGCAUCUCAGUACAUGACUCGAGUAGAAGACUUGAUGGUAAUAACGGCCACAGGUCAUACUUUGGAUAGUUUGGAUGAAUUACUUAAUGAUACAGAUUAUAAAGGUUUUCCUGUAAUCAACAAUGUAAAGAAUAUGCUACUUACUGGAUAUAUAUCGCGUUCAGAACUGCGAUAUGCAAUAGAUAAAGCAAAAAAAAAACCGGGAAUUUCAUUAAUGAGUCCCUGCUAUUUCUCUAGCAAUCUUCCACUACUUGAUUCAACUGCUUUCAUCGAUUUUAGACCAUGGAUGGAUCAAACUCCAAUUACCAUAUCUCCAAAGUUUCCAAUGGAAAUGACAAUAGAAUUAUUUAGAAAAAUGGGCCUUCGAUAUAUUUUAGUUACUAAAAAUGGACAACUUCUUGGUUUAAUCACUAAAAAGGAUGUUCUACGUCAUCUUUCUGCUAUUCGUCACCCAGAUAUUGUGAACACCGAGGAUUCUCGAGAACAACAAAACUAUAUGAUGUUAUCAGAACGUAGAAUGUCUGGCCUUACUAAUGAUUUUGGAACAGUUUAA